UGAGGCUGUGUCUGCUUCUCUUCUGAAAAACCCUACACAACACUCUCUGUUUCGCAAAUUGGAACCUUUGAAUCGUAUAAUUAUGCCCACCAGAAACCGUAAGAAGAAGAGCAAUGACCCAUUCUUCGCCAACGAUUCACGAAAACGCCGCAAACCUAACAACGACGAUGAAGAAGAAGACGCCGAGAUAGAAAGCGACUUCGACGAAGACGGCUUCUUUGACGGCGCCGACGCUGAAUCCGAUGAGGAAGCCGAAGAAGAAACCGGCGCAGAAGCGCGGAAGAGAAUCGCGCAGGACUAUCUGCGAAUGGUUCGGCAAAUCGCGCAGAAAGAGAAGGAACGACGAGAAGGUGACGACGAAGAAGAAGAAGAUGAUGAUGAUGAAGAAGGAGCAAGAGACUCACUCGUAGCUCAGAAAUUGAUAAAGGAGCAACAAGAGGAAAGUGGACGCGUCAGAAGAGCCAUUGCUUCUAGGGUCGAAGUGAGGGGUGAUAGUGGAUUUAGGGUUUUGUUGAAGCACCGGCAUUGUGUUACUGCUGUGGCUCUGUCUGAGGAUGAUUCGAGGGGCUUUUCGGCCUCGAAAGAUGGAACCAUUAUGCAUUGGGAUGUGAAUAGUGGGCAAUGUGAGAGGUAUAAGUGGCCUGGUGAUUCGAUGUUGAAGUCUCAUGGUUUGAAGGAUCCGCAAGGUUCAGCUUCAAGGCAAAGUAAACAUGUAUUGGCUUUGACCGUGAGUUCCGAUGGGCGAUAUUUGGCAACUGGUGGCCUUGAUCGCCAUGUUCAUAUAUGGGAUACCCGCACCAGAGAGCAUAUUCAGGCUUUUCCAGGUCAUAGAGGCCCUGUUUCUUGUCUGACUUUUAGGCAAGGAACUUCAGAGCUUUUUUCUGGGUCAUUUGAUCGGACAGUUAAGAUAUGGAAUGUUGAAGACAGGACUUACAUGAAUACCUUAUUUGGCCACCAAAGUGAAGUAUUAAGUAUUGAUUGCUUGCGCAAAGAAAGGGUACUAACAGCUGGACGCGAUCGCAGUAUGCAAUUGUUUAAGGUUCAUGAAGAAUCACGUCUUGUAUUUCGCGCGCCUGCAUCUUCCUUGGAAUGCUGUUGUUUUGUUAAUAAUGAUGAACUCUUGUCUGGUUCGGAUGAUGGAAGCAUCGAGCUUUGGAGUGUAAUGCGAAAAAAGCCUGUUUACAUUUUGAGGAAUGCUCAUGCUUUAGUGAUGGAUAGGAUGAAAUCUGACCAACAGCAUUGUGAAAGUCUCCCCAACGGUAACUUAGAAAAUGGUUUCCACCAUCCCGAGAAUCAUCAUUGUUCAUCCGUAUCUUCUUGGGUCAGUGCAGUCACUGUCUGUAGAAACAGUGAUCUUGCUGCGUCUGGGGCUGGCAAUGGUUCUGUUCAAUUAUGGGCAGUUGAAAGUGAGACCAAAGACAUUAAAUCUCUUUAUAAUGUGCCAUUGGUUGGGUUUGUGAAUUCCUUGGCUUUUGCAAAAUCAGCAGAAUUCUUAGUUGCUGGAGUUGGACAGGAACCUCGUCUAGGAAGGUGGGGACAUAACGCUGAAGCUCGAAAUGGAGUUUCAAUUCUUCCUCUUAAGUUGUUAUGAGAUGAGGCAAUGAAUAUUGUACCUCCUCAAUUUUGACAUACG
This is a messenger RNA of Abrus precatorius (Indian licorice), 1633 nucleotides long. Its product is annotated as U3 snoRNP-associated protein-like EMB2271. Gene Ontology annotation, cellular component: small-subunit processome. The coding region runs from base 83 to 1591 and encodes 502 amino acids. The record is from RefSeq and is a predicted model, not a curated record. Lineage: Eukaryota; Viridiplantae; Streptophyta; Magnoliopsida; Fabales; Fabaceae. The transcript has 7 exons. Gene Ontology annotation, molecular function: snoRNA binding; protein binding.